AUGAAGUCACUUAGUUGGGUACUGGUUCUCGUUGGUUCCGUCCUCGUGACGGGAUCACCUAUCGAGAAGCGAGAUAUUGAAGGGCGAGCUACAACAGUUACAGCAGCACAAUUGUCCCUUUUCGACUUCUAUGCGCAAUGGGCUGGUUCCGCCUACUGCAAUAGCGACGCCAGUCCAGGGACGAAGGUCACUUGUUCGGAUGAUGUCUGCCCGGACGUUGAAGCCGAUGGGCCUACUAUUGUUGGCACGUUGCACAAUAAUACAGCCACGAACAUUGAAGGUUUCGUUGCUGUUGACUCUGUCAAGGAGCAAAUCGUGCUGUCCUUCAGGGGCUCAGACUCGAUUCGCAACUGGAUCGCGAACUUCAUCUUUGCUCAGGUUGCAUGUGACAUUGUGGCUGGCUGUCUGGUGCAUGCUGGAUUUUGGACAGCAUGGAACGAGGUCAAGGCAGAUGUAGUCACCCUUGUAUCGGCCGCAACAGCUGCAAAUCCGUCAUACAGCCUUGUGAUAACAGGCCAUUCGCUGGGAGGCGCAGUUGGCACUAUCGCCGCUGCGUCCCUGCGCGCGGCAGGCUAUGCCUGUGAUUUGUACACAUAUGGCAGCCCGCGUGUGGGCAACGCCGAGUUCGUGAAUUUCGUGAUCGCGCAGUCCGGCGGCGAGUAUCGUGUUACACACGCAGAUGAUCCUGUACCCCGGCUGCCGCCCAUCCUGCUCAACUACCGACACACAUCGCCGGAAUACUGGGUAAAGACAGAGUCGACAGACAAUGUCAGCACGGCAGAUGUUCAAGUGUGCGAGGGCACGGCCAAUGUGCAGUGUAACGCUGGUACCCUGGGCUUGGAUAUCGACGCGCACAGAAGUUACUUCACUAAUAUAUCCGCGUGCGGUUCGGAUGUCACACAAUUCAGGCGGAGAGAUGGCGAGAUCAGCGAUGAGGAGCUUGAGGAGCGCUUGAACAUGUUCGCCCGUCUAGAUGUUGGCUAUGCGGCAGCAUUGGCGGAAGCCAGUGCUACGGCUUAA
Phaeoacremonium minimum UCRPA7 is the source of this 1020-nucleotide messenger RNA. Its product is annotated as putative extracellular lipase protein. The transcript is spliced from 3 exons. The record is from RefSeq and is a predicted model, not a curated record. Lineage: Eukaryota; Fungi; Ascomycota; Sordariomycetes; Togniniales; Togniniaceae. Bases 1 to 1020 code for a protein of 339 amino acids. Gene Ontology annotation, biological process: lipid metabolic process.